GUGAAUUGCAGUUAAUCGAGGUCGAGCAUGCAGCGAUGGCGUAAUCACUUGAGAAAUUUUGCAGGCUUGGUGCUCAGCAUCACCACGCUAAUGGUUAACAACGCCGGGUGCGAAAUGUUCCAGCUCACAUAACCACCCGGAGCUCACAUCUGUCAGCUCUGGUCGAGUUGGAUCCAUCGAAUAUCCGCUGAAGUUCGUGUCCCGUGGCUUGCGACCUGCGGUGUCUGAGCAUUAUGAUUCCAAGUCUGUGCCAAGUUUGCUAGGGUUUUUUGUUUUGUUUUGUUUUGUUUUGGAGGGUUUGGUUUGCGAACGAAGAUGGAGAUUGCAGGCAUGGAUUUGUCGUGCGUGAUUCACUCUAUUCAGAGCCAUGAGCUCCCGGCGAAGGAUUGUGUCCUGCCUUUGCUGUCGAAGGUGCUCGGGUACGCCAUCGUCCUGGCCUCCGUCUUCCUGAAGCUGCCCCAAAUUUACGUGAUCGUGAAGAACAAGAGCAUUAAGGGUUUGAGCGUCCCCUCCUUCGAGCUUGAAGUGGCAGGGUUCACUAUUGCCCUCGCGUACUGCUUGUUCAAGCAGCUGCCGUUUUCAGCUUACGGCGAGCUCGUGUUUAUUCUGGCGCAGAGCAUCGCGUGUCUGGCGCUGAUCUAUUACUACUCUCCCAAUACCGGUCCCUCCGUUUGGUUGAAGACGGCGCUGUACUGCGCUUUGGCGCCCACUCUUCUUGGCGGCAUGCUCGACGCAAAGCUGUUCGAAGCGCUGUACGCGUGCCAGCAUGCUAUCUUUUUCUGUGCACGCCUGCCGCAGAUUUACGAGAAUUUCAAGAGCAAGAGCACAGGGCAGCUGAGCUUCAUGACGAGCUUCAUGUCCUUCGCAGGCUGUGUAGUGAGAACUUUCACGAGCAUCCAGGAGAAUGCUCCGUUCAGUAUGCUGGUCGGGUGCUUGCUUGGGCUUUUCACGCACGGCACUGUGUGUGCGCAAAUUUUUGCGUAUGCUUCGUCUUCAGCAGAGGCUGUGAAGGCAGAGAAAAAGACCAAGUAGGUGGAGAGGGUUGCUAGUAGGGUUUCGUUUUCCUCUUCAGACAAUUUGACCACGCAUCCUGCCUUUUUAGCCAAAUUUAAUUUGCGGUUGCAUGUAAAUCUGUUUCUGUAUAUUAUUGGCUAGAUUGAACUGCCCAUACUGCAGAGGGAAGGUUAGAUUAGUUUUGAUUGAUUGGUUUGUUCAGAGUUUAGGGUUAUACUAAACUAGUGAUACAAGCGUCGUUCAGCACUGGGCGUAUGUUGCAGUGGCUGUUUAUGGGUGUCUGGAGCUUAAGGUGAAGGUGGACACAAAUUGAUUUUGUAGGGGACAGUCGUCUCAUUCUUGCGACAUGACUGCGUUGUUGUGGACAUAACUGCGUUGUAGACAUGACGCUUGGAAAUUAUAUGUAAGCACCGGCCCAAUUCAGUCCUGAGGUGAAAUAUUGUCGUAUAAUUCUGCUGUCCA
Molecule: messenger RNA, 1476 nt
Organism: Physcomitrium patens
Lineage: Eukaryota; Viridiplantae; Streptophyta; Bryopsida; Funariales; Funariaceae
Product: mannose-P-dolichol utilization defect 1 protein homolog 2
Source: RefSeq, a predicted model, not a curated record